AACUUUAAACAAUGUUCAUCGCAUGGGAUCAGAUUUAAAACACAGCGCUGUAAUGUAUAAUAGUUCAUCACCUCGAAUGUCACCCUCCAAAUUUAAUCCUGUACCUGGAUCAAGUCAUGUUUGCAGAGUUUGUUCAAAAAACUUUUCGAGCAAGCAGUUUGUUAGACAUUCAUAUGCGUGUACACGUUGGUGCAAAUACCAUUUGUAUGUCCUAUCUGUGGACACCGCGCAAACUCAAAAAGGGAACUUGAAACUACAUAUGAAAAAAGCAUCAUGGUGCGGACUUACCACCGCACAUUGAUUUGGUGCCUUGAUAGUGGAAUUUGGGGGCCAUCCACAAGAAAUUGCUUUGAGUGCAAGUCUUGAAGAUGAACUUACUGAUGCUUCUGGGAAAGAAAAAAACAAGUUGCUCCAAGCUGUGAGCUCAUUACUCAAUGAGGAAAUAGUUGAACUUAUUAAAAAAUGCCAGAAUAAUGUCGGACAAGGCAUGACGGGCAGAAUUUACAGAAAGUUUAGAGGAUUUUUAUUCGAAUAGCUAAAAGCAAGGCAGAUGGUGGUGCAGAGCUAAUGGACACAAUUACUGACACUUCAAUGCUCAAACACUAUGAAAGCAUACCACCUGGUCGUCCUAAAAAGAAACGGAACUCUUCAGAUUUAAACCUUACAGUCCUAAUAGUUCACAAUCAAUGAUUCACUUGACUGCAAGACUUUGGCCUGAAAAGUGAAAUACAAACUGAAAAUAAACGAAAUGUCUUCUGUGUGGAAAAUCUUUCAAGUGUGAUGCUCGUCAUAUAGCUGCAAUGAAUCGUAUUUGUGACACAUGUACACAACUUCGGGAAUAUUCUAGCAUAAUUACUAGCCAGUUACUUUUGAAUAAAAGUUCUCAAAAAGGCACAAUUGACUCAGACUCUCCAGCUACUAUCAAUGGAGUGAUAACAGAGAUGGCUGCGAAACCCUCAAACAAAAAAGUUUUGAGUUGCAAUUUCUGUGGAUCUGUUUUUGUAGACAAAACUGAACUCAAGACACACAAACUGACUUUUCAUCGGCCUAAAAGCGAGCCAUCCUUUGAAUCAACAAAAACUGAAUUUCUAAAUUCUCUUGGUCUCGUAUCAAAGUCAUCAUCAAAUUCACAUCUUGAUGAAAAAAGAUGUUCAAGGCAUGUUGAAGGGUUGAAUCCAAUAUUAAGUUCUGCUAUUUGGAAUGACUCAAAAAACAAUGAUAAAAGUGUUAUUAUUUCUGAAACGAAACCAACAACGAAGAUUAUAAGUGGAAAGAAUCAAGUUUCUCUUGUCAGAGCAAGUUCUGAAAGCAAGUUACAAAUCAGCUCACAAAAUCGUGCGAGUCCUGGUGUUUUAAAUAUGCUUCGACAAACUGUGCUCAAUUCAGUCGAACAAAAAAUGGUAUCUAGUAAUUCUAAUCUUACGUCUUUAAAACCUACCAGUGAAGUGGAUGAAGUAGCCGAGUCUGAUGAUGUGUUCAAAAAAGAUAUUGACGCAAACCUAAACCAGAUAUCCAAAUCACCCUUUCGCAAUCCAGCAAUGCAGUCUCUUGCCGAAAUUGGAAAAUCCUUGCCUGCAGAAUUAUCCGAACAAGAACCAGAAUUAUUGAACCAUUUUUCUGAUGUCAUGCCUAGCAUUCUUCACGAUACAAACAGGCCUAGACUUUCUGGCAGUCUUUCAUCUUUAUUUUUCGAUAUCCAGGAGCAAGAAAAUGGAGGGUUCAAAUGUCAAUUCUGUCCGAAAUGGUUCAAAUAUAGAAGCGUAUUAGAAAUUCACAUGCGCUCUCACACUGGCGAACGUCCUUAUAAAUGCCCUUAUUGUGAAUAUGCAGGCACUCAACAAAACUGUUUGAAGCUUCAUAUACAACGUCACCAUCCAAGAGAAUAUAAUAAACAUCAUAAUGAAAUUGUCAGCUCUGUGAAACCACCUGAUUUAUCAUUGUCAUCUGCUUCACCUGAUGUCUCCUCCAAUCGAAUGUCUUGCUUUUCUCCUGUUGAAUGCCCAAUAUGUGGAAGAGUGUCACCUUCUCCUGGAUAUCUAAAAAUUCAUAUGAGAUCUCAUAAAAAAAGUUUGGAUCACGUUUGUCCUGUUUGUGGAAGAGGAUUCAAAGAAUAUUGGUAUUUGAGCACUCAUUUGAAAACUCAUGAACGAGAACUUGGUUCAAUGAAUUAUAAUUUACCACAAUCACAAUCAUUGAAUACUCACAUAGAACAAUCCAAUUUUCCCUUACAAGCAUUUUCAAAAAGUGCUGUUGCCCAGGCCAUUGCCAAUAUCCAGUUACAAAAUAAACUUUUGGACACAGCAGCACAAUCAAGCAGAGAGUUUGAACUGCUUUCAUGUCACAAGCAGAUGAAAGAAAAUGAAAUGAAAAAACACAUAUUCAGCCAUGAGUUUGAGCCUAGCAGAAGACAAAUUUUAAGCAACGGUAAUGUAAAUAAUUCUAACCACAUUGUGCGAAACUCUCCUGUGCAGAGCGAAUGGUUGUCCAGGAAUGACUCGGGCGAAAAUGAACAUUCAAUGGACAAAAUGAAAAUAGGCUCAUCGAAACAGAAUAAAUUUGAAGUGUCUAGUAUUGUAAAAACAACAUCUCAUACGAGUCGCAGAAAAGCGUCUUGUCCAUCCAGAAUUACAUCUGUUCCAUAUAAAGUAAUCAAGUCGACGAACUACCACAACAAUCUACAAUCUCAAAAUGUGACAAUAUCGAGUGCAGACAGACGAAAGAGUAGACCGAGGAAGAAUUAUCAGGGAACAUAUCUGGCACCAACGUUGAAUGAAGUGAAUUUUGGAACAACAAGUGACGAAGCCAAGAACACAACAAAGUUUCAUUCAGAAGUUGAUUCUCCUCAAUUCAGUGACAAAAUUAAUGAUGAAUUGCCUUUGGAUUUGAGUUGCUCAACAGGAAAAUGGAAAAGUGGAAAUGACGAAGAUCAAAACAACAAUGCUCAUGAUGAACCAUUGAACCUCAGCAAAUCAUAAAUUUCAAUUAAAAAAGACAAAACAUGUUGAAAUGUGCUUAUUCUGUUGAUAUUUUGUUUCAUUGGCUAAAUAGACAAUUUUUUUUCCUUCACAUGAAACAUUUUUCAAAAUUUGGUCAUAAUUUCAAAGACGCCUUCAAGUUCAAUACACUUGAGAGAAUGUAGCAAGUGUUAUCUCUUGUUAAUAUUUUAUAAAGUUUCUAAACACAAAUCCUGUUGAAAUAAGCUUUUUUUUCAAAGUAUCGAGUUUGGAUCAAUUUUUUUUCUGUGCUCACAAGUUCUUUUUAUUAUUAUUAUUGACAUAUUUUUGUCAAAUUUUUUUUGUGAACCUUUUCACUCGUGGUCUUUAUUCAAUAAUUCAUAAAUCGACUUUCUUGGACUAAAAAUAAUUAAAUUGUGUCCGUAUAGCGCUUCAAUUAUAUGCCAUUAUUGCAAACGAGUAAUAUUUCAUUGGUGUUUUUUUUAUAUAAAGUCAUUAUUUUUUCAUCCAAUUUUUUCGUUGUUAUAUUUUUUGCCCAUAAAUUAUUAAUGGCAAUUGCAAUACCUACGCAUUUACCAUGACACAACAAUAACUGUGAUCGUAAGAAAAAACUAAUUUUUUUUGACAAUACCGAGAGGGUAUGGCACACAUGUGUUGCGUAAAAAAUGAAAAAUUCAUGCCGAAACAUUUUUGAGUUUAAUAUUUAUGAGAGAACUUUCAGCCUUUGUUUUUAGAUUAUAAAACCCUGGAAUCCAUUUCUAACUUUAAAUUGCUCUAAAUUAGAUUACUCUGUUAUUGAUGUAGGAAUAGUUUGGGAAGCAUUGUGUCUAGUAUCAACAAGUCAAAGGAGUCAUGCAUCCAUUUACAGUUUCUUUAAACUACUUUCAGUCAUAUUAUGGCCACUAUUGUCUGUCUAUAAGAGGUGUUCCAAUAGCGGGAUUCUCCAAACACAAUUUUAAUGAUCUAAGCACCACAAUCUUCAUUUUUAAAUACUUAUAUUUUUGAAAUUUUGUGAUUUUUCUUCACAAUUUUGGUACCAUGUCAAAAAAAUUUAAAAUCUGUUUUAUUCAGAAAUAUUUGAAUAUUUUUUGCUUUAAUUCUAGCAUUUAAGCUCAUUGUGUAUUGAUUGAUUUCAGAAUUUUUGUGCCUAUUGCAUUAAUUGUGAUAUAAUACUUUCUAUGAAUUCACACUUGGGGGAUUGGUUUGUAUUUGCAAGCCUGUCUUGUUCCUCCCAAAACCUAAUUCUUAUAUUUCUUCAACCAAAUUUUGCAUGCUGCUUAUGCUGUUUUCAUUUGCAUCAUUCGGCUCGUGGCUUCACUGCCUCAACUACCCACUGUUGUUUUUAGUAACUUGCAAGAAACAACACUGUCGCUGGUACCAUGUUUUUCAGCUCCCGAUCAUAACAGUGGAAUUUAAUUCAUAAUUCAGCUCAUGAGGUAACAAUAACACAUAUGAAUGCAUGGACCUUUAAUUGUCUUGCCAACAAAAAAUCACUUCUUAACAAGGAAACUAUAUGAUAGUUUUCGAAGUGUCUAAUCAUAUAUCUGCGUAUGACAUAUGAAUACAUUUUUAAACUCAAUAUUAUACUGACAAAAAAAAACAUUGUUGAGAUGGAAGGGAGUUAUCUUUUAAUAAUGCUUUCUCUACUAAACCUUAUCUCAAGUAAAACGAAUAUUAACCACCAUUAUUCUCACAGUUGCCAGAUAGUUUUCUGUUAUAAUACAAGUUGUUCACUUUUUCCAACCAGUAAAAAUUCAACUGUAUACAAUCAUGAAAAAAUAUAAUGAUGCAGUUCUACUGGGAAACGGGAGCCAAUGCUUGUACUUAUACUUGUAACUAGAACAAUGUUGUUGUUUUUUAAUAUUAGUUGCCAUGUCAUUACAUUCAUUUAAACAUUUUCCAUUAUUGAAGUAGGCUUUUCCCAACCCCCUGAUCAAUGCUAAUGCUAAAUUAUUUUGUAAAAUGACUACAUUUGGAAAUAUAUAGAUUUUUCAAUUAGAUCAAUUGCGCUGAAAGGGCCAGUCAUGAUAUAUGAGGUUUGUUCAACGUUUAAAGUAUACAAUGGUAACUACUAUCCAUGAUUAUAUCACUAGCCUCUAGAUAAAAUGGAAACAUGUUAGUAUUGUGGUGUCCAUAUCAUGUGAAUUUAUAUAUUAAGAACAUUUUAUUUACUUCAAAUUAUUCUUACUGUUACCUAUAAUCAUGUCAUUACAUUGUGGCCCUUUUUUCGAAUCAUGCUUUUAUUGAAUUCUUCAGCAAUAUUUAUUAUAUAUUGUAUCAUAUAUAAUUCUCUUGCUUUUAUUUUGCCAUCUAGUCAGAAAGCUCACACAUUGAUCACUCACAAGGGAUUCAAUAAAAUCCUUCACUGUUGCCGUUUUGGCCGUGCCUAUUUCACUUGAGUAAUUGAUCCAAAGUUUCAGGAUCACUACUAGCAGCCCGUCACUAUGUAUGCCAAAACUUUUUGUUGAAAACAUACACAACAUGUAAAAGCUUAUUAUUUGUAUGCAGUUUUUAAAUUUUAGAUCAAAAACAAAUCUGCGAUCAAAUAGAAAAAAAAUUUUUUUCUAAUAUUAUUGUUUUGAAGUGUUAGAAAAGUUUUUGCAUUUUAUUUCAAUUGCCGUAAUUUUAUGCGAUAGACACGAACAAACAAAAUUCAUUCAAUGUAGUUGCCAUUUAUGCAUUUUCUCACGCUUUCCUCACGCUCAAAGAAUAAUGAAUUCUAGUUUACUUUUGUGUUACAUAGUUCUGUGCAGAAUCUGGUUCAGAUACUGGAUUAGUUUUUCUUGUUUCUUGUAUAACCUGAACAUCACCAAGCUAAUAUCUUGCUUAAUUGUAUAAACACUGUUUAUUUAUUGAACGUACUUUAAUUAAUUAACCUAUAUUCUGUCCCUCUGAUACCUGAUGGCAGAUUCAUAAGACAUUCGCCUAAACUACUUGCUGUUUUGGAAUGAAUUGUAUUUAGUUUAGUUUUGCCAUUCGUUAAUCACACUGUUUAGGCAUAUUUAUUGUAUCAGUAAUGCCCGACAAUGAACUCAUUUUAAUUUGGCAUAGAAUAGACGAACUUUUGUUAAGUUUAAUAAGCUUAUCAUGCAGAUAAAAUCUGCAAUUAUGCACCCGCCUUUAAACUAGCAUGCUGAAUCGUUAUAAUCAUCAGUAUACUGUUGUAAUUUUUCUUUCUAGUCUCUGAAUUGAACUUCAAUAAAUCUUGCUUUAUUCAUAUCA
This is a messenger RNA of Styela clava, 6176 nucleotides long. RefSeq lists its product as uncharacterized. Gene Ontology annotation, molecular function: RNA polymerase II cis-regulatory region sequence-specific DNA binding; DNA-binding transcription factor activity, RNA polymerase II-specific. Gene Ontology annotation, biological process: regulation of DNA-templated transcription. Gene Ontology annotation, cellular component: nucleus. NCBI's taxonomy places the organism in Eukaryota, Metazoa, Chordata, Ascidiacea, Stolidobranchia, Styelidae. The record is from RefSeq and is a predicted model, not a curated record.